CUGUGUCUGAUGUUGACCAUGGAAGAGGCAAUAGUGGAGCCGGUUCGCGUGCAUACACUCGGUUCCCGACGUCAUUUUUUCUCUCCCUAUGUCCAGCGCUGCUCUCUCUCCUCCUGGAUUAAAGAUAACAUCAAGAAGAAAACGUGUUGUUUCUAUGUGGAGGAUGCUAGUGAAGGGAUUUGUAAGUGUGGAUACCCGAAGGUCCAACACUGCGAUGAGGCCAUCAAACCCGAGCAAUAUUUGGGUAAAGAGUGGAGUCAUCACAAACACAUCAGAGAAGAACCCACUGAUGCCUAUGGAGAUAUUAGUUUUGGUGGGCUUGGACAGAAAUUGGGGAAGUAUGUUCGGAUAUCAUCUGCCACACCACCCGAGCAUCUCUAUCAGUUGAUGACAGAACAGUGGAAACUACGUCUUCCCAAUCUCCUGAUAUCAGUGACCGGUGGGGCCAAAAACUUCGGCAUGAAGAGUCAAUUGAAGAAUAAGUUUCGCCGUGGCCUCAUCAAAGUGGCCCAGACCACAGGUGCAUGGAUCCUGACAGGUGGCACUCAUGCAGGUGUGAUGAAACACGUGGGUAUGGCCGUGCGAGAUUACACGCUCAGUAGCAGCUCAAUGGAGGGACAGAUCGUGGUCAUCGGUGUGGUGACGUGGGGUAUCAUUCAUAAUCGCCAAAAACUUAUCAGUGCUGAGGGUUGUUUUCCAGCGGAUUAUUCUCUGGAUGAGCAGGGACAAGGACGACUUUCAUGUCUGGAUAUAAAUCAUUCUCAUUUUCUUCUGGUGGAUGAUGGCACUCAUGGACGUUAUGGAGCUGAAAUUGAACUGCGGGCUCGACUGGAGAAACUGAUCUCUGAGCAGCCACUGGGGAACAGAGAGAGCGGUGUGACGAUACCUGUGGUCUGUGUGGUGCUGGAGGGUGGACCAGGAACUUUAAACACAAUUUAUAAUUCAAUGCUGAACAACACACCGUGCGUCGUCCUGGAAGGAUCCGGCCGUAUGGCGGACGUCAUCGCUCAGGUGGCCGGUCUGCCAGCGUCAAAGGUCACUGUGGUCCAUAUUAAACAGCUGAUGAAGAGGUUUUUUGGACAGGAGUACAAACGUUUUUCUGAGGUUCAGUUCAUUGAGUGGACCAAGAAGAUUCAGGACAUAAUCCGGAUGCCUCAUUUGCUGACUGUGUUUCGUAUCGACGAAGAGAAAAACAGUGACGUUGAUGUUGCCAUUCUGCAAGCUCUGCUCAAAGCAUCCAGGAAUGAAGAGGGCACCGGUCGACAGUCUUGGGAGAGACAGCUGGAGCUUGCUGUGGCCUGGAAUCGAGUUGACAUUGCAGAGACCGAGAUUUUCACUGAGGAGAGCCAAUGGACGUCCAGUGAUCUUCACCCGUCCAUGUUCUCCGCUCUGGUGGGCGAUAAGCCGGAGUUCGUGCGUCUCCUGCUGGAGAACGGUGUGUGUGUUCGGCAGUUUCUGGAAAAUGAAGAGACGCUCUGUGAACUUUAUGCCAACAUGCCCGGUUGUUUCUUCUCACGUAAGCUGGUUAAACGUGUUCAGGACGGCAGGACCCGCAGAGGUCAAGCGUCAUCCACCGGCAGUAAUAAAGUUUCACUGAUUCACGUGUCUGAAGAAGUGAGACAUUUGUUGGGCAGCUUCACUCAGCCUCUGUAUGGCUCACCACGCCACAAAACAACUAAAGACAACGUGUGUUUAACGGUGCCAUCCAAAGCGCCGGUCGAGCUUCCAUGUUAUGGUGACGAGUCGACCCCAGACUCGGUCUCGGAUCCGGGCCGGGAUCUCUUCCUCUGGGCUGUUGUACAGAAUAACAGAGAACUGGCAGAAAUUGGUUGGGAACAGUGCAGAGAUUGUAUCGCAGCCGCUCUGGCAGCCAGUAAGAUCUUGAGAAAACUGGCGCGGGAAACCCGAGAUCUUGAUGGUGAGGAGGCGAAGGAAAUGAGAGAUCACGCCGAUCACUAUGAGGCACAAGCCAUGGGUGUUUUCAGUGAAUGUCACAACAGUGAUCCUCAGCGAGCUCAGAAACUCUUGAUCCGUAUGUCACCGGCGUGGGGCAGAUGCACCUGUCUGUGGCUCGCUCUGGAAGCUCAGAAUAAAAGAUUCAUCGCUCACUCAGGAGUCCAGAGUCUGCUCACACAGAUCUGGUCCGGUGAGCUCUCAGUGGAUAAUCCAUACUGGAAGGUUUUGGUCUGCAUGGUCUUUUUUCCUCUUAUAUACACUGGCUUCUUGUCCUUCAGACGUGAUGAAGAUAUUCAGAGAGCGGCAGAGAGGACAGAGCAACAGAAACUGGCCAUGGAUUCUGGACACACAAAUACCAAAAUUAAAAACAAUUUACGUGGCUCUUCACAGACGUCUCAGCUCAAGCCUCUGAACUGCGGAUCUCGCCUUAUGAAAUUCUUUCAUUCACCUCAAGUGAAGUUUUACUGGAGUAUCGCCUCUUAUUUUGGUUUCCUGUGGCUCUUUGCCGUGGUUCUGAUGAUCGAUUUCCAGACUUUUCCAUCAUGGAGAGAACUUCUGCUCUACGUCUGGCUGGGAUCACUGGUGUGUGAGGAGGUUAGACAGCUUUAUCACGACUUUGAUGGCUCUGGUUUUCGUAAGAAAGCAAAGUUGUAUAUCAAAGAUGUGUGGAACAUUCUGGAUGUGCUGUCAAUUGUGCUGUUCAUCGCCGGUCUGGUAUGCAGGCUGGAGUCCUCAGACACUUUGUUCUACAUUGGUAAAGUUCUUCUGUGCAUUGACUUCAUUAUAUUCUGCCUGAGACUGAUGGCCAUCUUUACCAUCAGUCGAACCCUGGGACCCAAAAUCAUCAUUGUCAGGAGAAUGAUGACGGAUUUGUUCUUCUUCAUGUUUCUGUUGAGUAUCUGGGUGGUGGCGUACGGCGUGGCUAAGCAAGGCAUUUUGAUUCAGAACGAAGACAGACUGGAUUGGAUCCUCCGCGGUGCUGUUUAUGAGCCGUACCUCAUCUUAUUCGGCAACCUCCCCACUGAUAUAGACAACACUCAGUUUGAUAUGAACAGCUGUAGUGUAAAUGCCACAGACCCUUUAAAGCCCAAAUGUCCCAUUUUAAGUGACGACAACAUGCCAGUAUUCCCAGUAUGGCUGACCGUCAUUCUGCUGUGCGUCUAUCUGCUGUUCACCAACAUUCUGCUGCUUAACCUUCUUAUUGCCAUCUUAAGCUAUACGUUCCAGGAGGUUCAGGACAACACCGACACCAUCUGGAAGUUCCAGCGUUAUGAGCUGAUUAAAGAAUAUCACAGUCGUCCUGCUCUCCCGCCACCCUUCAUCCUCAUCAGUCAUCUCGUCAUCUUCAUCAAAGGGGUGUUUGUGCGUUCACCAGCACUGGGACACAAAUACUUCAGACGAGAGCUUGGGAAGUCUGAGGAAGAGGAGCUGCUGUCAUGGGAGGCUUUCAUGAAGGAUAACUAUCUGUCAUCUACACGUCAAGAUGAGAAUCACAGUGUGGAGCAUCGAAUCCAGGACACAGCUGAGAAGGUUGGAGAGAUGUCUGAACUUCUGGAGAGGGACCAGAAGAUGGUUUCCACCAAAAUGGCAAAAAGACUCGCCAAGCUGGAAGAGCAGGUCACUGAAUCCACCAAAGCUCUUCGCUGGAUUAUGGACGCUCUGCAAUCUCAGGGAUAUAAAUCCAAACUGGAACCGCCUUUAUUGACAAGUAAAAGCACUGACAAGGACGAUGGUGAGUCCAGCAGACAGGAGACAGAAGAUGAGAAGUCUCCUCACACCUAUGCACGUCAGCUUCAGUAUCCCGGCAGUAAUUUCAGACGCUUUCCUGUACCUGAAGAGAAGGUGUCCUGGGAGACAAACUUCACUCCUUACCUUCCCCAAGUUUACAAUCAGCAGGAAAGCGAGAAUAGUUCAGAUGCUUCAAUUUUAGACAAAUACAGGAAUCCAGGAGGAAGAACUGGGAUACGAGGAAAAGGGGCUCUUAAAUCCCUUGGUCCAAAUCACAAAAUCCAUCCAAUCCUUACCAGAUGGCGUGAUAGUGAACAGACAGCACUGGAAUUUCUCGCCGUUUAUAAAGAUGCAGAGAAGUGUUUUUGUCUUCCAGGGGGUCCAGCCAAAGCUAAUGAGACUCUGCCACAGACACUGGAGAGAAUUCUGGGUAAAAAAUUAAACGAGAGGAUCAAAUCUGAACUACAGGCUGCAGAACAGAUUUAUAAGGGUUAUGUAGAUGAUAGCAGAAACACAGACAAUGCCUGGCUGGAAGCCACUGUCCUCACACUUCACUUUGACAAUCACAGUCCAGUGAUGUCACAAAUAAACGCCAUCGUUGAAAGCCCGUCGUCAUCUCUCCAGCCCUUUCAAUGGCAAGAAGUGAGCAUUAAAACAUGUUUGUGUCCGUACCAACGAGAGGCUUUACGUCUCAUAGCGCAGCGUCACAACACAAACUUCUGAUCUUCAGGAAAACACACUACAUCAAAAACUAUGACCUCAACCACACAACCGUUUUACCUGUGCUGAAAAGCUUGAAUUCAUGGGAAUGAUCUUUAAUCAGGAUGUUAUUUGAAAGAAAAGACACUGUUGGCAAACAGAAUUGUGAAGAUUAUGGCUGCUUUUAUAUUCAUUUCAAAAGCUCUGCAAUCUGCCAUUCGUCUGAAAAACAUGCAUGUCAGUGGAUCAUUUUAUUUCAAUUUUCUCAUUUAUUUCUUCUUAUUUAAUUCAUUUUAAUUUUAAAAAUGUUUUAUGAUGGGUGUUUUGCUGUCUUGGUCAAUAUGAAUGUGGUUGAUGAGCUUUUUUUGUAAUACUCCAUUAUGUGUUAUCACAUACAUUACUGGAAGUCAAUAGAGAAUAGUAUUGCCUUAUUCAGUUACAGGACGCAAUAAUGUUGAACAAAUGCUUACUGGUUUAGAUGCCAUAGAUGUAUAGAUAGAUGCACAGAUAGAUAAUUACUGCAUGCGUGAUGCUAUCGAUGGUGUAGAGUAAGCUGGCUAUUAUUGCACAGUUAACCCUGACAGGUUGAUCAGGAUCCUUUUGCAAAGUUAUGAGAGGCUGUAAUUUAUUGUACUUAUUUGACAGCUACUUACCAAAUAAAUCAAGGACAUUAACUAUUGAUUGAAAUAUAUAUUACAGAAGAUGUUAUUGAUUGCUCACAAUCUGAUAUUCCUGAAACUCAUGUAAUAGUGAGUUCUGACGGGGUGUUUUGUGCGAAAAAGCAGGAUCCUAUUACACAACACAUUAUAAAUGUAAUAAAGCAAAUAUAUGAGCACUUAAUGUGGUAACACAAAAUGGUACAUGCAGUUAUAAAUGCCUUACAAUUAGAAAGCAAGGCAGUGUAUGUGAAGUAAAUAAAGUCUCUUACAUACAAAUUUUGAGUUUGAGUGUGAAUCAGGUUUGUAAUUAAAAUAUAAAAAUAUUCUGCCAUGCCAAAGAAUUAAAAAACUCCUAAAAACAGUGUGUGCAAAUGAUCAGGUGGGACUGUCAAACGAUUAAUCGCAUACAAAAUAAAAGUUUGUGUUUGCAUAAUAUAUUUGUGUGUGUAUUGUGUGUAAUAAUUAUGAUUAUAUAAAUGCACACAUACAUGUAUAAAUGUAA
Paramisgurnus dabryanus is the source of this 5544-nucleotide messenger RNA. It is a transcript of the gene trpm2, whose product is annotated as transient receptor potential cation channel, subfamily M, member 2. Gene Ontology annotation, molecular function: ligand-gated calcium channel activity. Gene Ontology annotation, biological process: calcium ion transmembrane transport. Lineage: Eukaryota; Metazoa; Chordata; Actinopteri; Cypriniformes; Cobitidae. Gene Ontology annotation, cellular component: plasma membrane. The record is from RefSeq and is a predicted model, not a curated record.